Molecule: messenger RNA, 3582 nt
Organism: Gryllus bimaculatus (two-spotted cricket)
Lineage: Eukaryota; Metazoa; Arthropoda; Insecta; Orthoptera; Gryllidae
Source: the annotation of a GenBank genome assembly
AUUGAUGGAACUCUAGUACAUAAAGACAAUCUUCGAAGAGAGAGGCGAAGAUAAAGAUGUGGAGGAAGAGGAAGUCGUUGAAGAAGACGCAGAAGAAAUCUUAGAAGACAAAGAAUACUGGAAUACAAAUGUGAAUUUAUUUUCACGGAAAAUGAACUAAAUAAGUGGAGGGCCUAUGGAGUUGCCUGAAUAAAGCGGCUGUGGGUGCACAUGUUCGAAAAGAGCAUAGUGAUAUUGGCGAGCCAGUCGCUGCGUCUGUCAUUAAAGAAUAUCGAGAAGAUGUUUGUGAGAAAUCAGGAUAUGCCAAGUGACCCGGAGAUGCAACACAUAAAUACAUGUUUGACGACUAAGUCGUGUGGUUUUCAAAUUGAUUUUAAAAAUACGUUCUACAACAAAUUGAGAGAAAACAUUUCGAAAUAUCCCUUGGCGAAGUCAGUUUUAUGAAACAAUUACAUUACAUAAAUUCAGAAAAGCAAAAGGUAGAAAUCGUGCGCAAUAUCACAAAAUAAUUGCAAAAUUUUAGCGGUUAAGUCGCAACGCUGACGAAACAUGUAAACUAAUAAAGAGGACUUUGAACCAAAAAAGAAAAAAAUUAAAAUUAAAAAACCGAAGGAAUUUUAAAGCGUUUGCGACGCCACAUUCAGCUAGUUAUUGAUUAUUACACUACAAUGGUAUCCUGGAUUUUGGUGAAGCUGUUCUUUUGUCUGCAAAUUGGGAAUUUUAUGAUGUCCAAAAAUUUGUGCAGAAGAUAUGUGAAAAGUACAUCAAAAUAUUAAUGAAUUUUAUGUGUAUCACAAUCAUUUGUGUGCCAUAGAGUCAUUAGUUGAACUUUUCUUUCUUUUAUUUUAAAUAAUAUUUUUGCAUUAAAAUGUAUAUGCCUUUGAUAUCUGGUUCUUGAUUAUCCGAUUAGAAGCUUCAAUUUCAAAAAUUGAAGAUCCCUUAUAGGUUACCUUGCCCAAGGUAAUCAGCUGUCGUACAUUUUAAUCCUGGAAAAAUCUCAAAGCUGGCGCCAAAGCAAGGUCACCAACAUGGAAACACGAUACCACAGAUCGCGAGAGUUGGUUGCUGGCACUGUACCACCAUCGGGCGUUGCACUUGUGACAGAUGAAUGUGUUUCGUCAGUGUUUACUGUAAAGGUUAAGAGCAGUUAAGAGAUAUUAAAAAAAUAUCUAGUUAGUAUUCACUGUAUUGAUAAUAGCUCUUGCGCGAAGAAAAUAUUCGUACAUCUCCAUUUGCUUUUAAAAUGGAUGCAGGAAAAUCAACUCUAAAAGAAAAUGAGGGUAAAGAAUCAGGGGUAACUUUCAAGUUCAAACCGAAGAAAAGGAAGAUGUUGCGACAGCGCGAAUCUACCCCAGACGAUGAAAAUGAUCCGGAGGAUGAAGUUAACAUCAGUGUUACCCUGGAGGAAAUGAAAACUGCCCAGAAGCUUCGUCGCCGUCAGAAUGGUGUUAGCAUUGUGAGUUUGGCUCUUGGCAAGAAAGUCGCUGCAGAGGAUGAAACAUUAGUAAAUGACCCUUUUAAAGUAAAAACAGGAGGCAUGAUUGACAUGAAUGCUUUAAAGAGUGGUAAAGUAAAACGUGUUGAUGAUGCUUACGACACUGGUAUAGGAACACAAUUCUCUGCUGAAACCAACAAGAGAGAUGAGGAUGAAGAAAUGAUGAAGUAUAUUGAGGAGGAGUUGUCAAAAAGAAAAGGUCAACUGAAACAAGAGGAAGAAGCUAAGAAAAAUGAGGCCAACAAAUAUUGUUCCCCUGAAGAAGCUGCUUUGCAAGCAGUUCCGGAGCAUCUAAGAGCAUCAUCAACUCAUCGUUCAGAAGAAAUGCUCUCCAAUCAGAUGCUGAGUGGGAUACCUGAAGUUGACUUAGGAAUAGAUGCAAAAAUCCGUAAUAUUGAAGCUACUGAAGAGGCUAAACUCAAACUGUUGUGGGAAAGACGUAGUAAAAAGGAUGCACCAUCUCAAUUUGUUCCAACAAACAUGGCUGUCAAUUUUGUACAACACAAUAGAUUUAAUAUUGAAGAUCCGGAACCUCCAAAAUGCAAAGAUAAAAAUAAUACUCACAGAAAAACAGCAAGUGCAGCAUUUGUUGGCCCUAGUAAUGAUAAUAAGUCUAAAUGGUCUCGUGAAAAUGGAGAGAAAGCAACUGAUGACUACCAUUAUGAAAGAUUCAAGAAACAAUUUAGAAGAUACUAAAUGAAACCAUAAUGUUUUCAAUAUCCAUUGCAUUAACUAUUGUUUUGUGACAGCAGAGACUAAUAGACAUUUUUUGACACUUGUGAAGUGUUUUAAUUGAAUUUGAACUCUAUUAUUUGCAGUAAAUGCAUGCUAAAAUUAGGAGGAAAUAUUUUUUUGUACAAAGAAUUGAUGUAGCAUAGGAAUUUAAAUGAAAAAGUAUAAAAAAUGUCUGAUAUAUUUAGACGUGGAGACAUUCCACAUCAGCUGUUCCUAUGAAAAUAAAUGGAAAUAUGCAUUCAUAAGGAACGGUUGGUUCUGAAUUUGAAUAUUCAUUCCUUAGUUUUACCAACUGUAAAUCGGUGUUAAAAUCACUUCAAAUAUUAUAUAUUGUGUUCAGUUUCAUAUAAAAAAUCAUUAAGAAAUUGCCGUUGUUGAGACCAGUAUAUCCCAAGUUGGGAGUAACAUCAAUAGGUUAUGAAUUUUAUUCUCUGUGUAUUUUUGGGAAAGCUGUAUACUAUCCAUGUGUACUUAUGCCUUUAGUUUUUAGUGUCAGGCCUCAAAAAUAUGAAACUGGGAAGAAAUUUCCAAUCACUUCUACUAAUUAAAUGGAUUGGACUAUUGUUACUAUUUUCAACUUAGAACCUAUUGAAAGUUUAGACCAUUUUCUAAAAUGUUUUUAUAUUCUAAAAAUAUUCAUCUUUUAAUGACCAAAUUAUAUGAUAAAAUUAUCAAAAUUGUUUUAAUGUCUCCGUGGUCUUCUUGUUUUGUUUUGUUUGUUUGUUUUUUUGCCACUUUAAGUGGUUGGUGUUUUCCAUACAUGUUGCUUAGUCUUUGGAUUUUUUUGUACUCAAGUACUAGAUAAAUUUAAUUUUGAAUUUUUGGUGUUACUUAUUUUAGGUGGCUUUUGUUCUAUUAUGAUUCUAUCGAUUGAGUCCCUUUUACCUUUAUAUUUUGAAUUUUUCCUUUACAAAACCUUUCCAUAAAUAUCAUAAACAUGUAGCCAGCUAAUAUCUGCUGGCAAUUCGGUUGUUAAGUAUCUUACAUGAAUCUCUUAAUGUUAGAAUUUAAUGUAAAUAUUGUAAAUACAGUUUUUAUUGAAGUAGUUUAAUAUUUGAGAUAGUGUUAGGUGGUUGUUUUGUGUUUUCAUAUUUUUUGAGUGAUUGUAUAAAAAUCGUAAAUUUUGGUAACUUCACAAAGCUUUUAGUUUUGUGUUUUUUAUUGUAUUGGUUUCCAUACUAAAUCAUUGUUAACAUAACACAUGAAGUCUGUGAAUCAGCAGACAAAAUAUCAGGCAUAUCCCUCUUUUUUCAUUGUUAAAAUAAUUGACUUGUUGAAUCAAUAAUAAAAAGUUUGGAAGAAAUGUAAUGCUGUUAUCUUGUUAUCUAAAAGAAAUAUUUCCAUUAAUUGCC